Mya arenaria is the source of this 1632-nucleotide messenger RNA. Its product is annotated as beta-1,4-N-acetylgalactosaminyltransferase bre-4-like. The record is from RefSeq and is a predicted model, not a curated record. The transcript is spliced from 5 exons. Gene Ontology annotation, biological process: glycosphingolipid biosynthetic process; carbohydrate metabolic process. The coding region runs from base 25 to 1011 and encodes 328 amino acids. NCBI's taxonomy places the organism in Eukaryota, Metazoa, Mollusca, Bivalvia, Myida, Myidae. Gene Ontology annotation, molecular function: N-acetyl-beta-glucosaminyl-derivative 4-beta-N-acetylgalactosaminyltransferase activity.
AGGACACUGACAAACCUAGGAACAAUGUUUUGUUUAUUAUUUAUGUUAAAUGUAUACUUGAAAAUGGACUACCCGGAUCAAAUCGCGGUUAUUCGAUCAAACUGGACACGAGUUCUAUGCGAUCAGAACGCCGAUGGAGACGCUAGUGGUCACGUGAAUGGUCUGAAGGCCUGCUGCAAUGAAAGAACGGACUUUAAAGGCAGAUUAGAAUCUUCGUUAUCCCAAGAUAACUUGAAGUUUCCAUUAAUUAUCAAUGGAACGUGGAAGCCUGCAUCGUGCAACCCAGUCCAGCACGUUGCCGUCAUCAUCCCGUUUAGAAACAGAGAGGAACAUUUACAUAUAUUACUCAAAAGUAUUAUACCCAUCUUGGUGAAGCAGAAAGUACACUUACACAUCUUCGUUGCGGAGCAGUAUGGGAAUCAAGCUUUUAACAAGGGCCGUGUGAUGAACGCAGCUUUUCUAGAGGUGUCCAAGAUGUCGGAUUUCGAUUGCUUCAUCUUUCACGAUGUAGACCUGAUUCCUGAAGAUGACCGUAUAACCUAUCUAUGUGACGAUAGGCCAAAACAUAUGUCACCUUCUGUCGACGUUUUGAAGUAUAUGCUGCUGUACCAAUGUUUAGUUGGUGGUGUUAUUGCCUUCCCCCCGGCGCACUUUAUCGCUUUGAACGGCUACUCGAACCUGUACUGGGGCUGGGGAGCGGAGGACGACGACAUGUCUUACAGGAUUAUGUCAAACAACAAUGGAAUUACUCGACAAGACGGGGAAUUAGCACGUUAUAAGAUGAUAAAACAUGAACAGAGUGAAAUGGUUGUCGGGGAACGAAGAUACACACUUUUAGGUCAGACAAAAGAUAUUUAUGAACAAGAUGGUUUGAAUAGCGUACAGUAUGAUCUCAUAUCAGUUCGAAGGACGCAUUAUUACACACACUUGAUGAUCAACGUUGGUCCAGCUCCGUCCAAUACCGACAGCAUCGACGAUAUCAUCCGUAUGGUGUCGUGGAAGAAUUCUUAGCUUCAUACCAUUCACGGCGAAUACUUUGAUGCAUUUUUACCUCUGAAGUUCUGCCAGAUCUGAUAUAAACAUUUUAUAUGUUUAUUGUUUACCGUGCAUGAAAAUGAUCUAUUCUCAAAUAUGUAUUUAAACUGUUUAAGACAAAUGAAGGAAUAUACGGUAGCUUACCCGGGAUUUGGACAACAUUUAUGCGAAAAACUACAGAAACAAGCUCAGCAGCAAAAGUUAAAACAUAAACCCAGUUUAAUGGCACUGGGUAAACGCCAAAGACAUAGAGCAUAAAAACAAAAAAAAAUACAAAAAAGAACAGCACAAAACUUCACAAACAGCACAGUACAUACAUACUAUAUAUACAAAACUAGGUAUGUUUAUCAAGGAUUGUUAGGUACCGCCUUUGAACGGUCAGUAAAAUGUAAAUUUACUGGGGGUUUUAACCAGUUUGUGUACACAACCUCACUCUUAUUCCAACAAUCACGAAUAAAGUAAAAACGUUAAUGGUAGAUCUUCUAAAAUUAUGCAUUCUUUUGAGGAAAGAUAAAAAUGAUUGCAGUAAAAACACACUUCGUGUGGAUCAUACGCAUCACAAUGAAACAUGAACGGAAGGUGCGCAGCAAUAUUGUU